AUGGCGUCCGGAACAACUGACCAGUCACUCUUGUAUGAGGAGGAACCACAACUCCAUCAUCAUAUCAAGAGUGACAAAGACCACGAGCCUGGAAAUACACCCGAAAACAUGUCUGCGAAUAAUCCAGCACCCGAUGGCGGGAUCCGCGCUUGGUUCGUCGCCGGCGGCGCUGCAUCGAUCUUCUUGUGCACUCUCGGCGUCGCAAACUCGUUUGGCACAUUCGAACAGUACUACCUGAGUCAUCAACUGAAGGGGGAUUCGGCGUCCAAGAUAUCUUGGAUUGGAUCUCUGCAGUCCUUUCUCCAGCUCUUCGCAGGUAUGCUUGGCGGUCCGCUGUUCGACCGCUACGGCUCCCUGGUCAUCUACCCCCUCGGCGUCCUGAUGGGCAUCGUCAUGGGUUUCCUGCAGAUCCCAGCGUUCGCCGCCGUGUCGCAGUAUUUUGACAGGAAACGUGCAGCAGCCUUGGGUCCUGCCGUGUCCGGUUCGUCAAUCGGCGGGAUCAUCCUACCGAUCAUCCUGUCCAAGAUGCUCAACGACUCGUCGCUCGGCUUUGCAUGGACAGUCCGCGUCGUGGGUUUUAUCAUCCUGCCCCGUCAAGCCGCGCCUGCCGCCUUUGCCACCUGCCCCAAGAACCCGCAGGAGGUCGGCACUUACAUGGGUAUGGGCAUGGCUGUGGCCGGCCUGGUGGCAUUGAUCCGGCCGCCCAUUAACGGGGCGAUCCUCGAUGCAUCGGGAGGGUUCUUUCCGGUCUGUAUGUUCAGCGGUGCCAUGGCGGUUGUUGGGGGGUUCGUCGCGUUUGCGGGCAAGUCUUUGACCAGCGAGGGUCUGCUAGGGUGGGUUUGA
Molecule: messenger RNA, 843 nt
Organism: Aspergillus novofumigatus IBT 16806
Lineage: Eukaryota; Fungi; Ascomycota; Eurotiomycetes; Eurotiales; Aspergillaceae
Exons: 4
Coding region: 1-843 (280 amino acids)
Cellular component (GO): fungal-type vacuole membrane
Source: RefSeq, a predicted model, not a curated record